Messenger RNA from Microsporum canis CBS 113480, 1542 nucleotides. Its product is annotated as peroxisomal-coenzyme A synthetase. NCBI's taxonomy places the organism in Eukaryota, Fungi, Ascomycota, Eurotiomycetes, Onygenales, Arthrodermataceae. The transcript has 4 exons. Gene Ontology annotation, molecular function: medium-chain fatty acid-CoA ligase activity. Gene Ontology annotation, biological process: fatty acid metabolic process. Bases 1 to 1542 code for a protein of 513 amino acids. The record is from RefSeq and is a predicted model, not a curated record.
AUGUCCACCCUCUCGACCGCCUUCGCUCGCUCCGGAGAUCACCCGGCUGUGAUCGUUCCUGGGAAGCCAGCACCGUUCAUUGCCAGCUAUGCGACGCUCAACGCUGACAUUGCGGCCUUUCAAGAGAAACUGGCGAAGCUAGGCAUAUCUCACGGCGCUGCUGUGUCCAUUGCCUUGACCAAUUCAUACGAGUUCAUCGUUUCGUUCCUUGCGACUUCCUGGCAGCGGGCCAUCGCCGCACCGCUUAACCCAGCAUACAAGCAGGAUGAAUUCGAAUUCUACAUCGACGACCUGAGCUCUUCACUGGCCCUUGUUCCGAAGGGUGCGUAUGCUCAGAACAGUGCUGCCGUGAGAGCGGCGAAGAAGUAUAAUGCGGCAAUUGCGGAGUGUUACUUUGACGGCUCCAGGGUGGUGCUGGAUGUGAAGGAGAGCGGCAAGUUGGCUGGGAAGGGAGGCCUACAGGUCCAGGCUGCUCAGCCAGACGAUACUGCCCUUGUUCUCCACACAAGUGGAACGACUGGUAGACCCAAGGCUGUACCGCUCUCACAUAAAAACCUGACCAGGACAAUGAGAAACAUCCAAGCUACAUACUCUCUGACGGGUAAUGACCGAACUUAUCUUGUUAUGCCGCUCUUCCACGUCCACGGGCUUCUCGCCGCUUUCCUCGCCCCGUUACAGUCUGGAGGGUCCGUCGUUGUGCCUCCCAAGUUCUCUGCUACCGAUUUCUGGUCGGAUUUCAUCACGUACAAGGCCAACUGGUAUACGGCGGUGCCGACCAUACACCAGAUCCUACUCAAGCAUCCAUUCCCAUCUCCCAUGCCAAAGAUCCGUUUCGUCCGCUCUUGCUCGUCACCGCUGUCUCCCAAGACAUUCCACGAAAUAGAACGUGCAUUCAAUGCUCCGGUUCUCGAAGCAUAUGCCAUGACCGAAGCCUCACAUCAAAUGACAAGCAACCCUCUACCGCCAGGCAAAAGACUGCCAGGGAGUGUUGGUAUCGGUCAAGGUGUCGAGGUAGGCAUCCUGGAUAGCGAUGGCAAGGAAGUUCCCCAAGGAUCUGAGGGAGAGAUCUGCGUGCGCGGUGAGAACGUCACCAAGGGUUAUCUUAACAACCCUGCCGCCAACAGAUCGUCGUUUACCAAAGAUGGCUUCUUCCGCACUGGCGAUCAGGGCAAGAAGGACAAGGAUGGUUAUGUCUACAUCACCGGUAGAAUCAAGGAGUUGAUCAACAAGGGUGGAGAGAAGAUCAGUCCUAUCGAGCUGGACAAUGUCAUUGCUCAGAACCCGCAUGUUGCAGAGGCUGUCUCCUUCGCUAUCCCAGAUAACAUGUAUGGAGAAAAUAUCGGUGUGGCUGUCGUCCUGAAGAAGAAGGGAAGCAUAUCAGAGGACCAGCUGAAGGCGGAGAUAGCGCCAAAGGUCGCCAAAUUCAAAGUCCCUCAAAGAAUCUGGAUUCUCCCUGAAAUCCCAAAGACCGCUACAGGCAAAAUCCAGCGCCGAAAGGUUGCAGAGGCGAUGCUCAAGAAAGAUUCAUCUUCAAAGCUCUAG